AUUGGCGCCGUUUACGCGCUGGGAAGAUGCUCAUCCAGGUGUGCAACAACUCAACGCAUAGCUGCCUCGUUUACGAAGUUCUCUGUGCAUCAUGGACUUUCCUUUUACGUGGCGGCUUGGGUCAGCACAAAGCGCAACGUUGCUGAUGUGAUGACGCGCCUCGAACGCCUUCAGCUACUUCGAGAUUACUUCCCGCGGGCGCGUCACAUUGUGAUUGGAUCCGACACCCUCCGCUCCGACGCUCUGUGGGGAGAUGUUGGCGAUCUUGAAAAGUUCCUCAUGGAGGGACCUAGCCGCGUCUUCUCAUUCCGAUGAGAAAACGAUGGCGAAGUGCCGGGGUGCAUCCUUAUGCAUCCUUACGACAAGCGUGGCAGCUUGUCUUAAGCUGUCCUGAGGGUUUUCAUAUUAAAACUAUUUUGAACCAAAUGAGGGGGCUUUCCUCUCAUUCGUGUGCCCCUCAAUCCAGAGCACUCUUGUUUGAAUUUCACCUCACGACUGCGUGG
This is a messenger RNA of Amoebophrya sp. A25, 503 nucleotides long. Lineage: Eukaryota; Dinophyceae; Syndiniales; Amoebophryaceae. The record is from the annotation of a GenBank genome assembly.